Schizosaccharomyces japonicus yFS275 is the source of this 1683-nucleotide messenger RNA. Its product is annotated as asparagine-tRNA ligase Slm5. Gene Ontology annotation, biological process: asparaginyl-tRNA aminoacylation; tRNA aminoacylation for protein translation. The transcript has 3 exons. The record is from RefSeq and is a predicted model, not a curated record. The coding region runs from base 222 to 1583 and encodes 453 amino acids. Lineage: Eukaryota; Fungi; Ascomycota; Schizosaccharomycetes; Schizosaccharomycetales; Schizosaccharomycetaceae. Gene Ontology annotation, molecular function: nucleotide binding; ATP binding; aminoacyl-tRNA ligase activity.
UAAUAUAUCUCAAUUUUAAGUAAUUUAUUAAUAACGAAGUAAAUAAUGGAGAUGACUUCUUCUGUCAUUUACGUUUUCGUUUCUUCUACAGACGCACUUGUAUAUCCUCUGGCGCUCCUCGGCUCUCACAUCUAUUGUUUGGACUUUCAUCAUUAAGUCUGCUUCAAGUAUACAUUUUUUCGCUAAUACAACCCCACUCUACUUGCUUAGAGCGCUCACUAAUGAUUUUAUUAAAAAAUAUAUUCUUAAACCCCAAAGUAAACGAAGUAUUACAGAUCAAUGGGUGGAUUCGGUCAAUUCGAAAGAUGAAAAAUGUGACAUUUAUUAUGUUAAAUGAUGGAAGUUGCUACAAGUCUCUACAGGUUGUGUUGCCGAAAUGUCAAAAUGAUGGACUUACAUAUGGAAGUGCAAUAUCCGUCAAGGGGGCCCUGAAAUGCAGGGACAGGGUACAGAAUCAGGAUCUGGGACAUAAAAGAGGUCCACAGUUAGAACUUCAAGCUGAGCUUGUAAACCUUCUCGGUGAAAACAAUUGGAAGAAUUAUCCAAUCCAAAAAAAACCAAUGUCAGAAGACUACCUGCGAAGCAUUCCCCACCUUCGCCUUCGUACGUCAACAAUGGCACAAACGAUGCGGCUUCGGGCUUCAAUAUUACGGGAAUUACGACGUUUCUUGGACGAGCGUGAUUUCAUAGAAACCAAUCCACCGCUCAUUACCAGCUCGGACUGUGAGGGUGCUGGAGAAACAUUCCAAGUCAUAAAAAAAAACAUCAAAAGGAACGGCACGACAAAGCAAGAGGAUGAUUUACCAUCAACUAUCGAAUUCUUCAACCGUCCGGCGCACUUAACCGUUUCAACGCAACUGCAUUUAGAGGCACUGGCGUUGGCAUUAAAUCGCGUUUAUACGGUUACGCCUGCAUUCCGAGCGGAAGAGAGCAAAACGAGCCGUCAUUUGGCCGAAUUUUGGAUGUUAGAACUCGAACAAUCUUUUAUCGAUGAGUUGGAUCCUCUGCUACAUCUGGCUGAAACAUUAAUAAAGUCGGUAGCACGUCAAUUACUGCGAACGAAGCAUAUGUAUAUGGAAAGUAAAGAGGGUUACUUGACAGACCGUUGGCAAAGCUUGUUGAACCCAUGGCAUCGACUGUGUUAUGACGAUGCAAUUCAUAUGAUGCAGCGGUCAUCGCGAUGCUGGAAUUUUGAACCAAAAUGGGGUACCGAUUUACAAAGUGAACAUGAACAAUGGCUCACUCAUGAAGUCGGAAACAAACCACUUUUCGUAACAGACUAUCCGUCAGCACAAAAGCCCUUUUACAUGAAGGAUUCAACGCCUAAGAAAAGUGCAUGCUUUGAUCUACUAUUCCCAGAAGUUGGAGAAGUGAUAGGCGGGUCGCUUCGAAAAGACGCAAAACAGGAACUUGCUUCUGCGCCCAAGGCACUAGAAUGGUACAAGGAUCUCCGACAAUAUGGAAGUGCUCCUCAUGGAGGAUUUGGCUUAGGCAUUGAACGUCUCGUUAGUUACUUGGCGCGGGAACCGAACGUGCGAGAGUGUAUUCCAUUUCCGAGGACGGCGGGUAUGUUGUUAUGUUAAACGAAUGAUGAAUUAUGAAUGAAAUUUGUCAUGAGUAAUGAAUGGAGUGGGCAAAAAGGAAUGAGGAUAUUAGUUAGUGUUGAUACAUGGAAAACUUUGC